Puntigrus tetrazona (Sumatra barb) is the source of this 1913-nucleotide messenger RNA. RefSeq names its product bridging integrator 3 (gene bin3). The transcript has 9 exons. Lineage: Eukaryota; Metazoa; Chordata; Actinopteri; Cypriniformes; Cyprinidae. The record is from RefSeq and is a predicted model, not a curated record. Gene Ontology annotation, cellular component: actin cortical patch; cytoplasm. Gene Ontology annotation, molecular function: lipid binding; protein binding. Bases 150 to 911 code for a protein of 253 amino acids. Gene Ontology annotation, biological process: plasma membrane tubulation; actin cortical patch localization; endocytosis.
CUUGCCGUAGUUUAAAUCCUCGCGACCUCUGACUUGCUGUAAACUUCUCUACUUCCUGCUCGCCGUCCCGCUCUUAUAGACCGAAAAGGCGAUGAUUUUGAAAGAAAGGGACUGCAUUUCGAUUGAUUUGGAUUGAAAUUGAGCACAAGAUGAGCUGGAUUCCUUUCAAAAUUGGACAACCAAGGAAACAGAUUGUUUCAAAAACGGUUGAAAGGGACUUUGAGCGGGAAUAUGAGAAGCUCCAAAAGUUGGAAGAACAGACAAAGAAGCUGCAUAAAGACAUGAAGAAAAGCACGGAGGCUGAUUUAGCAAUGUCUAAAGCAGCAGUGAAGAUCUCGGGGGACUUGUUGAGCAAUCCGUUGUGUGAGCAGGAUCUGGCUUUCCUUGAAUCCAUGACUGCUCUGGAUACAGCCAUGAAGAGAAUGGAUGCCUUCAACCAGGAGAAGGUCAAUCAGAUUCAGAAGACCGUGAUCGACCCUUUGAAAAAGUACAGCAGCGUGUUUCCCAGUCUGAACAUGGCGGUAAAACGCAGGGAACAGGCCCUUCAAGAUUAUAAGAGACUCCAGUCUAAAGUGGAGAAGUAUGAAGAAAAGGAGAAGACUGGACCCAUCAUGGUCAAACUCCAUCAGGCCAGGGAAGAGCUGAAGCCCGUCAGGGAAGACUUUGAAACCAAGAACAAGCAGCUGUUGGACGAGAUGCCCAAGUUCUACAACAGCCGCAUCGACUACUUUCAGCCCAGCUUUGAGGCUCUGAUACGAGCUCAGGUGGCCUAUUUUACAGAGAUGCACAAGAUCUUCACUGAACUGACGGAUCAGAUUGAUCAGGGCGGUUUGACAGAUGAACAGAGAAAGCAAGAGAACGAAGCUAAACUGAACGAGUUGCGUGCGCUGUCCAUCGUGGCCGACGACUGAGACGGAAAACAUCCACGGCUUACUUUUAAUGAAGUCACGUCAAGGUUUAAUUUAUUUCUCUGUUUUUGUUUGUUAAUGUAGAAGUCUUAUUUUGAAUAUCUUUUCGACAUAUGAAGCCAUCAGAAAACACUAAUGAUGCUGUAAAACCUUUUAACGGUAACUUUUAAACGUGUUCAGAUUCUCAGCUGGGAUUAAUUACCUUCUCUUUUUCCAGUUACGUCCUGUGUUAAGUUUUUGUAGUCGUGUCAGUUCACUUUAUUACGAUCUUUAUAACUGAAUUUCUAACAGAUAGCUUGCAUCUGUAUCUUAAAGCGUUUCCAUUCACCACAGGCCAAAUUAAUAUUGAAGGUAAAAUAAGCUUAGUUUGUUUUUAAUACAUGAACAUUUGAUGUUCUCCAGCUUUUAAUUUUUUUUUAAAUAGUGUAACACUGGAACAGUGCAGUGGAUUGUUGAAGAUACAUUGAACUGCAUGCCUUUAAAUGAUACUCUGCUUCCCUCUACUGACACACGUGAAGCAUUUCUCUCCUUUUUUUUGUAUCUGACCUGUGUUUGUGCUCAUUGUGUUCGUAAUGAAGGAAAGACCAGCAGUCUUACAGCCAUAAUACACAAGGGCCAUUAUCUAAGCCACACGUUUUCAUCUAAUUUAUUUUUUUGUUGUGAAUAGCAUCAGUUACUGACAAUCACUACGUAGUGUAGUUUUUAAACUGGAAGAGUCUCUAGAUCUAUUUAAAAUGUGCCUUCACAGCGGGUCACGUUGCUCACUGUGGUCCGGUUUGAAUGAAUUCAUUUGGAUGAAACAUCUACCAAGCAACUUACCGUUUUCACAUUCCUGCUUUCAAAAGAAAUUAAUUUCGACUCGAACAUCAAACGUUUUCUCUGGACCACACAGCCUUACGCUUCCCAAACGUGUGUGCAGUUUUCGUCUGUAAAAUUGUUUUCCUUGAAACAAAUUGUUUGCUGUUUGUCAACCGUUCUUACAGUAAAUUGGUUGUGAAUAUUCAA